Molecule: messenger RNA, 1101 nt
Organism: Stylonychia lemnae
Lineage: Eukaryota; Ciliophora; Spirotrichea; Sporadotrichida; Oxytrichidae
Source: the annotation of a GenBank genome assembly
AUGCCUUAAUGCUUCUCAUUGAUUGUUAUCAAUAACUCUUUAGUGCAAGAAAUAGAGAUGCUUAAAGACUAAUAAGGAAUAUUUGAAGAGUAUAUGUUCACAGCGUUCUUCUUCUAACCACUUAGUGAUUAACAGAUUCAGAAAAUAGUCCUAGAGAGAAUGAGAAAACAACAUGGUCAUGAGUUCUAUCUUGAAGUAGCAUUUGGAAAGAUGUUUGACCAAUUGUUCUAAGAAAUAAAAUCAUAUACAAACAAUCUCAAUGAAUACGAAUAUUUUUUCAAAUUACUCUAUCCUAAAUAUACUGAGAAAAUCUCAUUAGCUCCUAGUGAUGAAGAUAAGUUACUAAUGCUCUCGAGACCUUUGUCCAAUAGAGCGUUCUUAGAAAGUGUUAAAGUAGUGAUGUCUUCUUUAUUCAUGCAUUUAGACAAACUUGAGGACAUUCAAAAUGAGUUGAAUUAAGAAGAUGAAUAAAGGUUUUAGAAAGAUGUUGAGAUGAACAAAAAUUCUACGAUGCAUACACAGAUAAUAGUUGGUCAAUAGUUACUGCAAUAAAAAGUUUUUGAUUGCAAAUAAAUAAAUUAACUUGAGAAUUUCAAGAAGAACAUAAAUUUCAGCUUCAUGCAAUCAAUGUGCCUUAUAGCUGCUUAUCUCGCAGGAAAGAAUAAGGAGUAUUUAGAUCAGAGAAUGUUUGGAAGAGGAUCAAACGCUAAACUUAGAAGAAUAGGACCAGGGAAGACUGAAGCUAAAAAUCAGCCUAAUCAAAUGCUGUUAGGUAAAACUAAAAAAUUUCAGUAUGAGAGGUUUGCAAGCAUAAUAGAUUAUUUACUAUCGCUAGAUGUGCAUGAAUGCAACGAGGUUAAGUCUAAUAUCGGAAGAUCAAUUGAUUUUACUGCAUGUAUUAAUUCAAUGGUAGAUGAAGGGUUACUCAAGAAAAGCUCUAUUAAAAAAAGUGCCUCUGGUGGAGGUGAUGGGGGUGACGAAUUAGUAACAGUUGCUUUCAAAUGCAAUUUUGAUAAAAAUUUCAUUUAAGAUGUUGCCUAAAAGAUUGAUUUCCCUCUAGAGGAUUAUGAUUAUGAAGAUAGUAAAUAACAAUGCAGUUGA